Messenger RNA from Archocentrus centrarchus (flier cichlid), 4265 nucleotides. RefSeq names its product ATPase H+ transporting V0 subunit a1b (gene atp6v0a1b). The transcript is spliced from 21 exons. Lineage: Eukaryota; Metazoa; Chordata; Actinopteri; Cichliformes; Cichlidae. Bases 1 to 2616 code for a protein of 871 amino acids. Gene Ontology annotation, molecular function: proton-transporting ATPase activity, rotational mechanism; ATPase binding. Gene Ontology annotation, biological process: vacuolar acidification; proton transmembrane transport. The record is from RefSeq and is a predicted model, not a curated record. Gene Ontology annotation, cellular component: vacuolar proton-transporting V-type ATPase complex; vacuolar proton-transporting V-type ATPase, V0 domain; plasma membrane.
AUGGGGGAACUGUUCAGGAGCGAGGAGAUGACUCUGGCCCAGCUCUUUCUCCAGUCAGAGGCAGCCUACUGCUGUGUCAGCGAGCUGGGAGAACUGGGCAUGGUCCAGUUCAGAGAUCUGAAUCCAGAUGUAAACGUGUUCCAGCGCAAGUUUGUGAAUGAAGUGAGAAGAUGUGAAGAGAUGGACAGGAAGCUGAGGUUUGUUGAGAAGGAGAUCAAAAAAGCCAACAUCCCGACAGUGGACACUGGAGAGAAUCCAGAAGUACCUUUUCCCAGAGACAUGAUCGAUCUAGAGGCCACAUUUGAGAAGCUGGAGAAUGAACUAAAAGAGAUAAACACCAACCAGGAAGCCCUGAAGAAGAACUUUCUGGAACUGACGGAGCUCAAACACAUUCUUCAUCGAACCCAGCAGUUUUUUAAUGAGAUGGAGGAUCCCAACCUGCUGGAGGAGUCAUCGGCUCUGAUGGAGGGCAGUGAGGGGGGCCGCGGGGCCCCGCUCAGACUAGGGUUUGUGGCUGGAGUGAUCAGCAGGGAGAGGAUUCCCACCUUUGAGAGGAUGCUGUGGAGGGUGUGUCGUGGUAAUGUCUUUUUAAGGAAGGCGGAGAUUGAGGACCCACUGGAGGACCCCACCACAGGAGACCAAGUCCACAAAUCCGUGUUCAUCAUCUUCUUCCAGGGUGACCAGCUAAAGAACAGGGUGAAGAAGAUCUGUGAGGGGUUCCGUGCCUCUCUCUACCCAUGCCCAGAGACCCCUCAGGAGAGGAAGGAGAUGCUGGCUGGAGUCAACAGCCGCAUUGAUGACCUCCAAAUGGUGCUGAACCAAACAGAGGACCACCGUCAGCGAGUGCUUCAGGCGGCUUCUAAGACCAUGCGGGUGUGGUUCAUUAAGGUGAGGAAGAUGAAGGCCAUCUACCAUACGCUGAACCUCUGCAACAUCGACGUCACCCAGAAGUGUCUGAUUGCUGAGGUCUGGUGUCCCGUCUCCGAUCUGGACUCCAUUCAGUUUGCUCUGCGCAGAGGAACGGAGCGGAGUGGAUCAACAGUGCCCUCCAUCCUAAACAGGAUGCAGACCAAACAGACUCCGCCUACCUUCAACAAGACCAACAAGUUCACAUCAGGCUUCCAGAACAUUGUGGACGCCUAUGGCAUCGGAAGUUACCGGGAAAUCAAUCCAGCUCCGUACACCAUCAUCACGUUCCCCUUCCUGUUUGCUGUGAUGUUUGGUGACAUGGGUCAUGGCCUGUUGAUGACCUGUGCUGCCCUCUACCUGGUCAUUCGAGAGAGUCGCCUCCUCGCCCAGAAGAGUGACAAUGAGAUAUUCAACAUGAUUUUUGCUGGACGUUACAUCAUCCUUCUGAUGGGCAUCUUCUCUGUCUACACUGGCGUCAUUUACAAUGACUGCUUCUCUAAGUCGCUCAACAUGUUUGGCUCUGGUUGGAGUGUCAGGCCCAUGUUUGGCCCCAAAGGAGCCAACUGGUCGUUUGAAACACUGGAUGGAAAUACAGUUCUCCAGUUAGAUCCUGCUGUUCCUGGUGUGUUCAACGGGCCUUAUCCACUUGGAAUUGACCCGAUCUGGAAUAUUGCCACCAAUAAGCUGACGUUCCUCAACUCAUUUAAGAUGAAGAUGUCUGUGAUCCUGGGUGUCAUCCACAUGAUAUUUGGAGUGUCUCUCAGCCUCUUCAACCACCUGUACUUCAAGAAGCCUCUGAACAUUUUCCUGGGCUUCAUCCCAGAGAUCGUCUUCAUGUCGAGCUUGUUUGGCUACCUUGUCCUGCUGAUCUUCUACAAGUGGACAGCCUAUGAUGCCUUGACGUCCAAGGAUGCUCCCAGCCUGCUCAUCCACUUCAUUAACAUGUGUCUCUUCAACUACAGUGACCCCACCAACAAACGCCUCUACGAGGGACAGAUGGUGAUCCAGGUUUUGUUGGUGCUGAUUGCCCUUGCAUGUGUUCCCUGUAUGCUGAUUGUGAAAACUAUGGUGCUUCGGCGUCAGCACCUGUGGAAAAAGCACCUGUCGCAGAAGAGGGAAGAAACCCCUGCAGAGAAUCUAGAGCAGUCUUUAGAGCAAACAGGCGUGUCCUCAUCAUGCACCGGACUCACUCAACAGGGCACGCAGAAGUUUGGAGGGGUGCGGGUGGGCAACGGGCCCACAGAAGACGAAGCUGGCAUCAUGGACCACGACCAGCUCUCCCAGCACUCAGAAGAGGGUGAUGAGCACUCAGAGGAAGAGCCGUUUAAUUUUGGCGAUGUAGCUGUCCACCAGGCUAUCCACACCAUAGAGUACUGUCUGGGUUGCAUCUCUAACACAGCCUCCUACCUCCGCCUCUGGGCCCUCAGCCUGGCUCAUGCACAGCUGUCAGAGGUACUCUGGUCCAUGGUGAUGCACCUUGGUCUCUCCUCUCGAAGCGGGGGCGGGUUCUUCGGUCUGUCAAUCAUCUUCUCAUUCUUCGCCACUCUCACGGUUGCUAUUCUGCUCGUGAUGGAGGGGCUGUCAGCUUUCCUUCAUGCCCUGCGUCUGCAUUGGGUGGAGUUCCAGAACAAGUUCUACUCAGGCCAGGGCUUCAAGUUUGUCCCCUUCUCAUUCGAGAGCAUCCUGGAGGGAAGAUUUGACGAGUGAUCAGGCCUCAGCCCAUCCAGCAUGAGUCCUCGGUGUUCCCUUCCCUCAUCUCUAUAUGUGUUUGUGUGGGUGUGCAUGAGCCCCAGUGCAGUUUUCUGUCACCCCCUGGUGGCAAUUUGUGAAACUUUAUUGCGUAUGAGCCAUCGCUUAGUCCUCAUGGAAUGGUUUUGUUGUAUGCUGGUGUCACUUUCUGGUCUUUGCCUGCAUUUAGCAAGCAUGGCAGAAUUCCUUGCAGAAAUCACACAAAGAGUUCAAACGUUGUCAAAAACAGAUGGGUCAAAUCAGGCUGCUUUUUUAAAAAAAACUGUCAAUCAGAGCCAUACCUGCCAUAGUGAAAUGUCUGCCAAAAUGUAGCUGUUAAUGCGGCUGUGUCAGUGUGUCAGACAGUUUCACACUGCAGGAAAAACAAGAGCAAUGCGCGCAUUUACACACGUGGCACAGUAACACUACCUUUGUUAACACACGUGCAGCUCAGGAUCUGACAGUAAAAGUUAGGCGUUCUUCUACAUGGCACCUGCCAGCGCUUACACACAGAUUUCAGGUUCAUAUAGUGCGUAAUAAUGCAGCUGCCCUCUAGAUAAAGCCUGCACUCCCCAUGAUUCACAGUCCUCACACAGUAAUACUUUACUGAAACCUGUAAAACUUGAGUUUACACUGUAUUAUUUUGUGAUCACAUAACUCGGACCCCUGCACUUUAUUAUACGAAGUGUUUGUUUCAGAGUCAAUAAUUCGCCCUACUCUUGGCAGAUAAUCAUUGAAAUAAGCCAACUGCACCUUUGUGUAUGAAUUAGUGCGCUGUUAGUAGAGCACCCAAAGAGCUUUCCAUUCCUUGGGUGCAUUUUUGCAAAUGUCAUAUGGGUUUCUGCGCCUCUUUGGUAAACCCCAACAGUAGCUUUGUGACUCCAAAAGAGGCACACGCUGUUAUUAAAACUAACUCUAAAAAUCAUGGUGACAGCUUUUAACACUCAUUUUGUCUUCAUUGGGUUUAUUCCAUGAAGUACUCUCAAAGUGACAAAUGAAUUGCAACUGAUUAUGCUAACUAUGAAUAUUUAAUUUCCUCUCUCUAAAAAAGUGGUGGAGCAUUGCUGUGUCAUGCUCUUGCAUCCCUACACCGCUCUUAAUAUGUAACAAAAUCUCUUAUCACAGAAUUUACUGUAGUAAAUUUCAUGAUGAGUACUUUAGCUAACUGUUAAUAGAAAAUAUAGGUAUUGUAAAUUUGACUCAAGUGAGCCAACAUCCAAUCACUUUUGCCAAAUAUUCUGUGAUCGUCCCGUGUUCAGUCACAACAUUGACCCUAUAAAUGACCAAAACCUACAUACUAUGUAGUGAUUAGAUUAUUACUCAUUUAUUGGACAGUACUUUAACUUUUGAAUAAAGCCACUUACUUUUUAGCCCUGUAGUAAGUGGCUUAUUCCAUUAAAUGGUACAUCACCUGACACACAUUGUCACAUAUUUGUUUCAAAAAUAUGCAUAUCUCCAUCCUAAAAAGUUCUAGAUUGCUCUGCCGUGUUUGGCUCCAUCACAAUGUAAAGUCAGGCGAUUGUUGCACAUGAAACGGCACCUUUGAUCAUUUUUGUUGUCUUAUUAUGCAGGUAAUGCAGGUGUGACUAGCUACGGAGUUUUGAAAGAGUAAUGGAGCGUAGUAUGAU